CGCUGACAGUGGUCCAGCCGCUCACCCUGGACAGAGAUGUUGCCAGAGCAAUUGAACUGUUGGAGAAGCUACAAGAAUCUGGAGAACUACCAGGACACAAGCUACAGUCCCUUAAAAAAGUACUGCAGAGUGAGUUUUGCACAGCUAUUAGAGAGGUAUACCAGUAUAUGCAUGAAACCAUUAACGUUAAUGGCUGCCCAGAAUUCCGUGCCAGGGCUACUGCAAAGGCAACAGUUGCUGCCUUUGCAGCAAGUGAAGGCCAUUCACACCCUCGAGUAGUAGAGCUGCCAAAGACUGAUGAAGGUCUUGGUUUUAAUGUGAUGGGGGGGAAAGAACAGAAUUCUCCUAUUUAUAUUUCUCGCAUCAUUCCUGGAGGAGUAGCAGAAAGGCAUGGAGGACUCAAACGUGGAGACCAGCUGCUUUCUGUUAAUGGUGUGAGUGUGGAAGGAGAACACCAUGAAAAAGCUGUGGAGCUUCUGAAGGCUGCUAAGGACAGCGUCAAGCUGGUGGUGCGCUACACCCCCAAAGUGUUAGAAGAAAUGGAGGCUCGCUUUGAAAAACUGAGGACAGCCCGACGCAGACAACAGCAACAGCUGCUAAUUCAGCAGCAACAACAGCAAAAUGCACAGCAAAAUCAUAUGUCAUAGAAAGAAGUUCUGAAAUCAAGAGUUCAGCAACUUCACAGCAAAGCUGUGCUUCAUAUUCCAACACAGAGUGAAGAAGCAGCAGCACCAACAAUGCAACAAUUGCAUUCACCAGCAAUCUGUGAAUUACUGCCAUAAGAAUUGUUUGACAAGCCAACACCACAAUAAACCCUCUCCAGCAGGUUUUUCGAUAUACUGAAGCCUUAGGAUGAAAAGGGUUGUUUGACUGCUGCUGUUGUAUUGUAAGAUCUUUCAAAAUUUAAAGAGUUGUUCCAAAAAAGAAAAAGAAUGGAACUGAGUAUUCAUCAUGGCUUCUGAAUGAAUGUUUGUACGGUCCCAGUCCUGCUCUUCUGGCAAUAGUCCUUUGAUGGGAAUUGGUCAAACAGAUGAGCCGGUGUCAAGAAGAAUACUGUCAAGAAUUUGUCAGCUGCAGUACAGCUCUAGAUACGCUUCAGAAAGGGGUGUGUGAUUAAUACCACCAAAAUGUAGAUAGGGAUGUGCAUUCAUUUGCAUCCAUCACAAAAACAAUGCAGUGUGGAUCAACAGCAUCCCUGCAAUUCCUGAUCUAGCCAGUGAUAGGAGUGUGGCUGUCUGCUUUUGACCGCAGAUCUCCCAAUAUUAACUGGACCAAGACCUGUCUGUGUGUGUGUGUGAUGAACAAUGUAAAGCAAAAUUGCAUCUUUAAAUGUUGCCAUUUGAAAUCCCUCAUACAUCAUGCAUAGCAUCUCAGUGUUAUAGAGUUAUAUUAAUCUAAAAUCCCGUUUGUAAUAAUUCUCCAUUUCUUCUCUUGAAAGUUGUUACUAUAUUUAUACAGCAUUCCAUUUGUAGAAACAUUCGGCUUUUUACUUUUGGUGUAUCCCUAUAGUCUAUUGAUCAGGUUGGAUUCUAUCUUUUGUUAGUUAGUAAUACUUGAUGACCCUAGAACUGUAUUUUUAAAUAUAGAUAUUGCUAGUAUAUCUACUAUAGCUAUUAUCAAGAAAUCUAUAACUGAGUAUACAGUAUAUUUAUAAGAUAUAAAUACAUAUAUAUAAAUAUUGUUAGAACGUACUUGUUCCAGAAGUAGGAUCUAUGCUUACUAUAUAUUGCAUAUGUUGUUGAGAUAAUG
Eublepharis macularius is the source of this 1749-nucleotide messenger RNA. It is a transcript of the gene LIN7A, whose product is annotated as lin-7 homolog A, crumbs cell polarity complex component. NCBI's taxonomy places the organism in Eukaryota, Metazoa, Chordata, Lepidosauria, Squamata, Eublepharidae. Gene Ontology annotation, biological process: neurotransmitter secretion; maintenance of epithelial cell apical/basal polarity; protein localization to basolateral plasma membrane. The record is from RefSeq and is a predicted model, not a curated record. Bases 168 to 647 code for a protein of 159 amino acids. Gene Ontology annotation, molecular function: L27 domain binding. The transcript has 6 exons. Gene Ontology annotation, cellular component: cell-cell junction; synapse; basolateral plasma membrane.